AGAAGGUCGAAGGAGUUUGUGUAGUGAGCUGGCAAAAGGCUGGCCUUCCUCUCAGUGCGUCCAAGUCAGAAAAAGAGGCGGCGGCUGCUCGCAUUGCAUGCACCAGACGACGCAGGGGCGAGGGAUCAUUGCCCGGCUGAGCACAGCCUCUUCACCUCCUCCCACCAGGAAGACCGCCGCUGGGCCGGUGGGCGAGCGCCGAUGGACUCUAAAUAGUGCGCGACCUAAAUCGCCGACGCCCGGGCGAAAGUCGAUUCGCCAGACGUCGUCGACGAGGAGCCCUUCGAGUCCGGUGACCACAGUGCGACACAACAUCGUCGUGCCAACAACAGCGUCUCAGCAGCUGCACGCCGCGGUUGACAAGAACUGGUGGCCACACGGGGAGCACCAUACCGCGCAUGACGUGAGCACGAGUCGUUUGAAUCGAAGAAGCUGCACUAAAUAAAGAAGGAAUAAUGUACUCGAGGAUAGUAGUUCUGCUCCUCUACGGGUACGCGCUGCGAUCUGCUCAUGCGAGAUGCUACAUAUUCCAGCCAGGAGACCCCAUACAGGACACCGAUGAAAAGAUAUAUCUCGCGCAACCUUUCAACGUGACUAUUCCUUUGGAAGCCGGCGUACCCACCACAGCGCAGCCGGCAUCCACGGGUAAAGAUCAGCUGUCGCUGGUCGUGCCACCCGAUGACAUACAGUCCCUAUCGACGACCACUUCACAGCCUAUAUCGACAGAGGAAAGUCCCAUCGUCGAAACCAACUCCGGUCCGGUGCAGGGCCGAAGGGUAUACGCCGCAAAUAGGACUCUCUACCAAUUCGUCGGCAUACCUUUUGCCGAGCCACCUGUAGGCCCGCUCAGGUUUCGCAAUCCCAUCCCUGUGAAGCCCUGGUCCAGCGUUUACCAGGCAACGAAGAAGCCGUUCCCUUGUCUGCAGACGGACUUCUACAUCAACAGCAACGUGACGAUACCUACGGCUAACUCGAGUGAGGAUUGUCUCUAUCUCAACGUGUGGACGCCUUCUCGGGAAUGCGUCCUAGGAAAGUUCAGCUGCGUUCCAAAGACAGUGAUUGUCUACAUUUACGGAGGAACAUUCAGCUUUGGAAGCAGCGGCUGGGAUUGGUACGAUGGCAAGGAGUUCGUUGCACGCGGAGACGUUGUCAUGGUCAGCAUGAACUACCGCGUCGGUCCCAUGGGCUUCUUCCACAGCGGCACGACGCAUUCCUCGGGCAAUGCUGGCCUUCACGAUCAGCUUCUGGCCAUGAAGUGGGUCAAGCAAAACAUUCGAAACUUCGGCGGAGAUCCCGACGACGUGACGCUGGUGGGUCAGAGCGCGGGCGCCAUCUCCAUAGGCCUGCACCUCGUGUCGCCCCUCAGCAAAGGUCUGUUCAAGAGGAUCAUCAUGGAGAGCGGCAGCCCUUACUUCCGCAUUGCGGACAACACCAGAGAAGGCCCUCACAAAGUGGAGAAGUUGGCCCGAGCACUGCAGUGCGCGAGAAACGACAUGACCAUUGAGUCUCACAUGGCAGAAAUGGUUGAGUGCUUGCGCAAGAUCGAUGGCAAGGAACUUCUGAUCAUGUCGAACACGAUAUUCGGAGUGCACGCGUUGACAUUUUUCCCCGUUUUCGGGGACGACAUCAUUCCGGACGAUCCGUACUUGAUGAUGGAGCAGAAGAAGUUUCACAAGGCAGACCUCCUCAUCGGAAACAACCUUGACGAAGGCAGCUACUUCGUCUUCUAUCUCUUCGGUAGAGCUUUAGAUCUGGAGCAGGCUCACAAGAUCACAAAAUACGAGGUGGACCUCUAUGUCUCGUACUGCCUACAAAUGCUUUUACGAAAGAACGUAUCACCCAUCCGUCACUACUACCUCAGCCACAUUGGUGAACGCGAGAACAUCAAGGCCCUUCAGAAGGCUGCUGAGGCGGUAGGCGACUUCGCCAUGAUUUGCCCUACCAAGUAUUUCGCCGAGAGCUUCGCGUCCAUGAACAACAAGGUCCACUACUACUACUUCACGCACCGACCGUCGUUCAGUACUUGGCCUGGUUGGGUCGGGCCCACACACGGAGACGAGGUGUUCUUCGUGAUGGGGCUUCCCUUCAGCAGCCCUGCGAUUGCCACCGACCAGGAGAGAGAGCUGUCGAAGCUUAUGAUCGAAACCUGGACAACAUUCGCGAAAACUGGGAAAGUUCCCGACGUCGCCAGCAAGCCGUGGCCAGAGUUCACCGCGAAGAACCAAGUCUACAUGGAACUGAACCCGAAGAGAUAUACCUAUGGUCGGGGACCCAACGAGAAGAACUGCAAUUUCUGGAAAAGUUACCUGAAGCCCUGAGAUGGAGGAUUCGCCGUUGUUGAGUGCUGCGCGAGCGACAGCAAUUGACUGAUUCGUCUUGUGCGUUUUAUCGUUCCACUGUUACGGCAACCACAUAAGGUUGACGUGAAGUGCGUAUCUAACUUAAGAUAUCUGAAAGACCGCAAUCUACCUGAUUGUCUUUGUAUAUAGCUGCAAAUACUUUCAACGAAACAUGCUCAUGAUGGCACUUCCUCGUUGUCUAGUGCUAAUAUGAGGUAUUUCUAACACUGUCACCUCUGUAGUUGAGAUCAUACUAUGUAUGAAUCUAAAAAAAUGGUUUCAUCACUGUU
This is a messenger RNA of Rhipicephalus microplus (southern cattle tick), 2629 nucleotides long. RefSeq lists its product as uncharacterized. The record is from RefSeq and is a predicted model, not a curated record. Gene Ontology annotation, molecular function: acetylcholinesterase activity. Gene Ontology annotation, biological process: acetylcholine catabolic process; choline metabolic process. NCBI's taxonomy places the organism in Eukaryota, Metazoa, Arthropoda, Arachnida, Ixodida, Ixodidae. Gene Ontology annotation, cellular component: plasma membrane.